AUGAGCGACUCGGCAUCAUGGAUUUCUACAGAACCGUCAACCCGCGUUAAGCAAGAACGGGAACUGGAGAGUCUGGCAGUCAGCCAUACUCUCCAGUCCCGUCUUUCUUAUGGAUCUGAUACCAAAGAUCCGCUUGCAAAGCAGCUAGAGGAGGAAGGCACUUUUGCAAGACUGGUACCACAGAAUAAAUAUUCCCGGGAAGCGUUUCGCAGGCUGGUUGAGCUCAGCAGAGAUGAUGAUCCGGCCACUAAACAUCAUAAGCAAUUCCUUCAUGUCGAUAGACGUAAGAAUAUCGACCCUUUGGAGAGUGAAGACUGUUUUAUCUUCUCGCUUGGCUUGCUUCCCGAGUUCCCUCAAAUCGGCUGGAGAAUCGGAAAAGGUAGAAUGGGCCGUCCUAACAUGACUGUGGACAUUCGCAUUCACGAGGGAGAAGGAAUGGCUGGAGUGCACGCCCUUUUCUCUUGGGUAAAGGGUGGAGGUGGCUUCUUCCUCAUCGCGAAUAAUGAGCGUCAAGUUCCAGUUAUCCUCAAUGGCGAAUUACUGCGACAGUCGCAGCGACUGAUUCCAUAUCGGAAUUCUAUCACCCUAGGAGAAUGUAAUUUCAGUCUCCAAUUCCAGGAACGCUCACCAGAUCAAGAAGCGCAGUUCCAAGUUGAGCUCUCUCAAUACUAUCUCAAAGUGCUAAACGAGAAUGCACCAUUGCUAUUGCCAACUCCUUCAGGCCACGAGGUUACUAUCGGAAAUUGGAUCGUGAGAAAUCCGAUAGCCAGUGGUAGUUAUGGUCGAGUGUCUGUAGUCUCUCACAGAACCACUGGGAAACCUGCUGCUGCAAAAGAGCUGUGGAGAACGCGUCGUAACUAUCACUCCGUGGAUCGUGAAGUUGCAAUAGCGAAGCAUCUCCAGAAAUACCCUCAUCCGCGACUUGGUAUACCAUUUGAGUUCUACCACAAGCAGAUAGUAGACAAAUCAGAAAUGAUUCGAUACGCAAAACUGCUCGACGAGAAUUGGACUCCUGGACUUUCCGACACGAUUGAUCUGCACAUAUUAUACAGUCCUCUAUCCACAAGCAACUUCACAGCUCUGAUCAAAUCCAAAGCGUCGUUGGAUACUCGAACCCAUCUUUUUGCUCAAGUCUUGGACGGUCUUGCAUUCCUCCACAGUCUUAACAUCUCACAUCGGGACAUCAAACCAGGGAAUCUCACCGUCAGAUCCUACGACCCGCCAGAUGCACAAAUCAUAGAUUUCGGCUGUGCGACCAAAGAGCGCAAAACAUUCUACGACAAACCAGGAACGAUCCCGUACCUCGCGCCUGAGCAAAGAGAAGGUCAAUACCACGAAAAAAGCGUCGAUUACUGGGCAAGCGCCUUAGUCGGCUUAGAGCUGGUCAAUCUUAGAUCUGUUCCAGCACGGGUGACUGAAGACAAUUAUCGCGAAUUGAUGAACUCGCUUGCCCGAAGAGUGGCUCAUCCUCUUGUUAGUGCGUGCAAAGAUAUGCUCAAGAUAGAGCCGGCUCAGAGGAUGACUGCGGCGGAGGCUCUGGACAAACAUUUGUCGGCGUAUCAAACGGAUCCGAUUAAGGGACGAAAGAGAGUCGGUGAUCAGGUUACUAAUUCUUCAUCUAAGGAGAUUCGCACGACAUGA
Molecule: messenger RNA, 1641 nt
Organism: Glarea lozoyensis ATCC 20868
Lineage: Eukaryota; Fungi; Ascomycota; Leotiomycetes; Helotiales; Helotiaceae
Product: Protein kinase-like (PK-like)
Exons: 2
Coding region: 1-1641 (546 amino acids)
Biological process (GO): autophagy; peptidyl-serine phosphorylation
Cellular component (GO): cytoplasm
Molecular function (GO): ATP binding; protein serine/threonine kinase activity
Source: RefSeq, a predicted model, not a curated record